AUGGACAACCAGACAGAAAAUAUCAACAAUGCAAUUGAUCAAGCAAAAGCUGGCAGACCAUGGAAUGAAUCAUUAUUUGGCUGUUUUGAUGAUAUCGGUAUAUGUUUUUGGGGAUUCUGCUGCCCAGCAUCGUCGUUUGGUAGAAAUGCUGAAAAAAUCGACGGUAGUAGUUGUGUAGGAUGUUGUGCUGCAUAUUGUGUGUUGGCUCAUUGUUCUUUAUGUUGGCUACCACACAUGAUGAAACGAAAAGUAUUACGUCAAAAAUAUCUUUUGAAAGAAGAACCAUGUCAUGAUUGCCUUGUGACUGCUUUUUGUGGACCGUGUGCUAUUUGUCAAGAGGCUCGAGAACUGAAGAGUAGAGGUGGAGCACAAGGUCGUCCUAACAUAUUUCCCGUACGUGCUCAACCAGUGGCUUAUCGAAAAUAA
This is a messenger RNA of Adineta steineri, 426 nucleotides long. Lineage: Eukaryota; Metazoa; Rotifera; Eurotatoria; Adinetida; Adinetidae. The record is from the annotation of a GenBank genome assembly.